This is a messenger RNA of Sorghum bicolor (sorghum), 1773 nucleotides long. Its product is annotated as probable sarcosine oxidase. The coding region runs from base 20 to 1585 and encodes 521 amino acids. NCBI's taxonomy places the organism in Eukaryota, Viridiplantae, Streptophyta, Magnoliopsida, Poales, Poaceae. The record is from RefSeq and is a predicted model, not a curated record. The transcript is spliced from 2 exons. Gene Ontology annotation, molecular function: flavin adenine dinucleotide binding; sarcosine oxidase activity.
UCAUGUCAACAAGACAACAAUGAUACGGUGUGAAGAGAUCAAUUUGGUUGCUGUGCAGGUCAGCAACACUAGUCUCACUGACGGUUACUGUUGGGCCCAUUUUUUGUGGUUUGGUAAGUCUAAAUUGGCAAACUCUUGGAGAUGCUCUAAUAUUUCACUUGCCAUUUAUUUUACGGAGUUGCCAAACAUCACAAUUUGGCAAGCUAGAAAUAGCAAACUCUUGGAGAUGCUCCAAAGUGGGCCGGGCUGCGCUACCAACCCCACAAGCCCACUAGAGCGAUCAGAUAUCAGGGCGAAACGAGAAAAAAAAGAGAGCAGAGCGAUCACGAGCAUAGCGUGCGUAAUGGCGGCGUCCGACUCCGACGGCGCCGGCGACGGCGACGGCCACCGCCGUUUCGACGUGAUCGUGGUGGGAGCGGGCAUCAUGGGCAGCUGCGCGGCGUACGCGGCGGCCUCCCGCGGCGCGCGCGUGCUGCUGCUGGAGCGUUUCGACCGCCUCCACGUCCGCGGCUCCUCGCACGGCGAGUCCCGCGGCACCCGCUCCACCUACGCGAAGGCUUACUACGCGCCCAUGCUGCGCCUGGCGCGCCGCCUCUGGGACGAGGCCCAGGCCGAGGCUGGGGACCGCGUGCUCACGCCCACGCCUCAACUCGAUUUGGGCCCGCGGGACGACCCGGCGCUUCUCGCCGCCGUCAGGAAUGGCGGCGCCACCGUGGUCGGCGAGGGCUCGGCCUGGCCGGGGGCCGGCGUGUUCAGGGUGCCCGAUGGGUGGAUGGCGGCGGCGAGCGAGCUCGGUGGGGUGAUACAGGCGACCAAGGCGGUUAAGAUGUUCCAGGAUCUUGCCAGCAAGAAGGGCGCCGUCGUGAAGGACAGGACGGAGGUGAUCGAUGUCACGAAGCGAGAUGGAUCAAUCCUGGUGAAGACAAAGAGUGGUGAGGAAUUCCAUGGAGCAAAAAGUAUCAUAACGGUCGGUGCCUGGACGAGCAAGCUGGUGAGGUCGGUCACCGGCAUGGAUCUGCCUGUGCAACCAUGGCACAGCCUCCUGUGUUACUGGAAGGCGAAGCCCGGCCGCGAGCGAGAGCUGACCCCGGAAGCCAGCUUCCCAACGUUCGGGAGCUACAGCGACCCCAUCAUCUACGGCACCCCGUCGAUGGAGUUCCCGGGCCUGAUCAAGAUCGCCAUGCACGGCGGGUCACCGUGCGAUCCGGACAGCCGCCGUGGCGACAUGACCACGGACGACGACGCUGCCCUGGUGGAGCCCGUGUCGCGGUGGAUCCGAGACUUCAUGCCGGACCACAUCGACACCGUGGAGCGGCCGCUCAAGGCAGUGCCGUGUAUGUACUCCAUGACCCCCGACGAGGACUUCGUUAUGGACUUCUUGGGCGGUGAUUUCGGGAAGGAUGUUGUCGUCGGCGCCGGGUUCUCCGGCCACGGAUUCAAGAUGGCACCGGCCGUUGGAAGGAUCUUGGCCGAGAUGGCUAUGGACGGGGAGGCGGGCACCGCUGUGGGGGCUGGUUUGGAGCUCGGGUACUUCAGCAUUGACAGGUUUGUGGACAACCCGAAGGGGAACCUCAAGGGUUCUUGAGAUUGUUAAUGCAGGAUGAACACCGUGCCCUGCUGGGGAUCCUACCUCCAACAGUCUUUAGAGUUAUCUCAAUACAAGCUCUCCUUCCAUGAAUCAUGUGUCAAAGUCUGUUCACUGUGAUAAUCUUUUGAACAUGGCAUUGUGAGACUUUCUAUAUACCUCCAUUAUGUUUCUCGAGUCUUGCAAAA